AUUAUUAAACAGAGUAAUAUUAAAAAAUUUGAAAGGUUAUGUAAUAUUGGUUCUCAGCAGAGUGAUAAGGAAAGAAAGUUGAGCACGUGUGUUUUCAACUUCACAGAUGUGCAACUACUAAAGGAAGUGGAAGGUAUACUGACUUUAGAACCAGGUUUUGGGAUUCCUUUAACUCCUAGACAAGUUCCAGUAGAAGUUUUGAUUAAAGAUCUAGAGAAUGGGUUAAGAUUUGUAGAUAUAGCUGGUAGUGAUCUAAAAGCAGUUAAAGAAGAGCAAAGUAACAUAAGAUCUAAGAAAGAACCAUAG
Molecule: messenger RNA, 306 nt
Organism: Cotesia congregata
Lineage: Eukaryota; Metazoa; Arthropoda; Insecta; Hymenoptera; Braconidae
Source: the annotation of a GenBank genome assembly